This is a messenger RNA of Anopheles nili, 1211 nucleotides long. RefSeq names its product DCN1-like protein 3 (gene SCCRO3). Gene Ontology annotation, molecular function: cullin family protein binding; ubiquitin conjugating enzyme binding; ubiquitin-like protein binding. The coding region runs from base 1 to 1065 and encodes 354 amino acids. Gene Ontology annotation, biological process: positive regulation of ubiquitin-protein transferase activity; protein neddylation. The record is from RefSeq and is a predicted model, not a curated record. Gene Ontology annotation, cellular component: ubiquitin ligase complex. The transcript is spliced from 2 exons. NCBI's taxonomy places the organism in Eukaryota, Metazoa, Arthropoda, Insecta, Diptera, Culicidae.
AUGGGUAGCUGCUUAACAUGCUUCCGCACACCGCCGAACACGAAUGUUGCCACUACGACGGGCAUUCCGACGGGCACCGGGUGUACGGCUCUCGAUCCCACCCUGUCGUACACGGAGAUGGAAGCUACCGGGCAUGAAACAGACGAUCUGUUGCCGGUGAACGCUUCCGGUCAGUACGUGGGACACGGUGACAAACGCACCGGAGGCAGCUUUAAGAAGUCGUCGGUUGGCGGAAUGUUGAACGGAAACAUUUCGUGUACCAUGGUUGGCAGCGGUGCAAUUGGCGGUGUCGGUGGAAUUAUCGGCUCGGCCAGUCCGGGAGGGCUGUUGGUCGAGAGCACGAACAACAACGGAACGGGCAGCAAAGAACUGAGCGGUGGUAUGGGCGGACUGCAAACGCUGCUAUCGGAUAACGAUUUAAACAAACUGUUCGAGAGCUACAAGGACGCACACGAAGAUGCCAUACUGUCCGAGGGCAUCGAGAGGCUGUGCGGUGAUCUUGGCUACAAACCGGACGACUUCGCGAUCCUGGUGCUGGCUUGGCGGCUGGACGCGAGUCAAAUGUGCCAGUUUACGAAAACCGAAUUCAUCCAAGGCCUUCAGCGGAUGAAUGCCGCCAGCAUUGAGGGCAUUCGUGCCCGGUUGCAGCAGAACACGGAACGACUGCGGACGGACGGGAUGGAAGAGUUCAAAUCGCUGUACCGGUUUACGUUUCGAUUCGGGCUCGAACCCGGCCACCGGAUACUGUCGCUUGACAUGGCUAUUAGCCUGUGGCGGCUCGUGUUCACCGUACACACGCCCGACAUACUGCAGCGUUGGCUGGACUUCCUUGAGCAGCAUCAGAACAUCCGGGGCGUCCCCAAGGACACCUGGAAUAUGUUUCUGAAUUUUGUGGAAUCCUGUGAUAUCGAAAACUACGACGACACAGAGGCGUGGCCCAGCCUCUUCGACGAUUUCGUGGAGUAUGAGCAGGAGCGCACCGGGCAGCUAGCAAAAAUGAAGGACAACAGCGGGGGCGAACCGCCUCCUUCCGAGGAUCACAACGGCAGCUACAACGGCUCAUAGUAUAUCGCUAGGAUACCGCCACCUACGAUCAAUCACAUCAACGCCAUCCUUUAGGCCCCCAACUUGUCCUGAACUCUGUUUAUACCAUCGUAUUAACCGGCUGACUUGGAUCCUGGAAACGGGCAGGAUCCAUACUGGGUAAGCAC